Molecule: messenger RNA, 1083 nt
Organism: Colletotrichum karsti
Lineage: Eukaryota; Fungi; Ascomycota; Sordariomycetes; Glomerellales; Glomerellaceae
Exons: 1
Coding region: 1-1083 (360 amino acids)
Source: RefSeq, a predicted model, not a curated record
AUGUCCUUUACAACCCUCACGGAUAUCUGCUGCGACGCAGACCCCGACCCCUGCAGAGGCUGCCACAGAAUCGUCCACACGCACGCGAACCCCUCCACGUUCCUCUGCGCCCGGCACGACUACAGGCUCCGCAGCAAGACCGCGUGGGCCGUGUCCUUCGGCGCCUCCACCAGCGCGUCCCUGAUCGACUCCGUCCGAGCCGGGUGCGACGCCGACGAGGCCGAGCUCGCCAGCGCGACGCGCGCGCUGGGGGCCGCCAGGGCGCGGAAAGCCCGCGCCGAGGACGCCGUCGCGCAUUCCGCGAACGUGCUGGUCGAGGCCAGGGCGCAGUGUGCGCAGGUGAAGCACGGGGUGGAGGCGGAGUACCGGAGGCUGUACGCGGCCGGCGCGGAGUAUCUCGGGAAGUGGUUGCUGGAGAGGGGGGAGAUCCCGAGAGAGAAGGCGGUCGAGGUGGAGGAUAGGAUCGGUCCUAUGGUGGAGCUUUUGGAGAGACUGGAUGAGGUUACGGGGGAGGUGAGGCGGACGGGUCUCAUGAAGGGUUAUCCCGACUUGGAGCAGAGCUACUCCUGUCGAAUCAAGGACGAACACCCGCCACAGGAGACCGCGGCCGCUUCUGAGCCGCCGGCUGAGAGGAAGAGGAAGAGGACGAAGCGGACUAGCGACUCACGAGCACACCCAUACCCUCCUCCGGAACAGAGACGCCGGACGACUGGAGAAAUGGCCGUGAGGAGCGAGUCCGUGAAGAGCGAACCCAUGGAUGAGACCCUGGCUGCGAUCGCACCUGCGCCUCAACAUCCCACAAACACGCAACAACACAUCAGCAACAGGACCGAGAGCUCGAACGCCCGUCCUCUGAGCCCCCUCUCCGCCGCGAUGCUGGGAACGACGCCGCAGGAAAGGGCAUGGAAGGCGCGGAUACUGGCGGAGCGGAAAGCAACCCCGCUCACCGGACGAACCGUGCAGGAGAUCGACAAGGCCUUGGACGAUUGGAAGAAGAGGUGUGCGGGAAGAGUCUCGUUCUUGACGACCAAGACGUGGCACGAUCUGCGCAAUGAGCGGGCCAUAUUAUUGGGCCAGCUUUGA